AAUCGCGCGGCGCAGAGGCGAGGGGCCGUACGACACGAACGAAGGAAGGAAGGAAGGGACGCACGCACGCACGCACGCAGGUUGUGUGAGCGGAGCGGGUGCUGCUGCUGCUUCGUUUUGACAGCCCCUCAGGUGAGACACCUCCGUCCGGGAGGCGAUCCGCUUUCUCCGCGUGUGCGACCGCAGUGGCAGUGAGCCUGGGGUUGACACACUCCAAAAACAGCACCGUGAGGCCCGACCAGCACGGCACCAUGAGCAAGAAGAAAAAGGACUGGAAGGUGGAGAAAGCACGCUUGUUGGACCUGAGCCUCGAGGAGAGACGCAAGGACUACAGGGGCAACCAUGUGCCGCUGGAGAAGAUCCCGACUUGGACCAGACAUGACAAGAGUAAAGGUAAAGAAGGUAAAGAGGAAGGGGAGGAGCCCAAAGCGGUGCCCGUCCUGCUCAGCGACAAGGUCUCGCUCUACAAAGGGGACAUUACCAUCCUUGAGGUCGAUGCCAUAGUCAAUGCCGCAAACUCUACUCUCCUUGGCGGUGGAGGAGUGGACGGCUGCAUACACAAAGCGGCGGGACCGUGCCUCUACGAUGAGUGCCACACGCUCAACGGCUGUGAAACGGGAAGAGCCAAGAUCACCUGCGGCUACGACCUCCCGGCAAAGUGGCCAACAGGUGGUGUUGUGGUUCGAACAAACACCUUACCCUCAAAAGGCUCGGUUUAGAAUCCCAGCUUGAUCAUGGUACUUGAUCUGCACUAAUACAGUAAAAAUUACCCUGUAAUGUACCCUGUAAAUCACUGUAAACUGCUACGUGUUCAAGCCUCACGCUGUAAUUGCAAGAAAUGAAAAGUACACUGAAGACUCGCUCAACCUGCACUGCGGAGCUGUGUGUGAUGAGAAAGUUUUCAGCGUCACUCACAUGUUACACUCGAGUGGACGGCGGAUGGAGACGUCCCUCUGCGCUCGAGUCUCUACCUAAUGUGGAAAAAGUAAGAAAUAAAGAGCGCGAGGAAGGAAAGACGCCAUCGGCGCUGGAAUUGAGCUUCCUCUCGUGUUUGGGCGCAGAGGAUUAAUUCCCCCCACAGCGUAGUCUCAUUGUUUUAAACGUCUGGAUGUGAGACGAGGAGAACGUUGUCAUUCCUUUUGAAGGAAUUAAAAUAGUCCUUCUCCGCUCUCUAUUGCGCUGCUUUGAAAUGAAACCAUUUGCGAUAAAAAAGGAAAAAACAGCUUGGAACUGUUGACAUAAAUGAGCUGCUCCUUUCCAAGUGCCCAGUCACAUCUUGAUUUAAUUAUUAAGGACUGGCUGGGAAUUAUUAAUAAAUUAUGGUAAUUAC
This is a messenger RNA of Scleropages formosus (Asian bonytongue), 1330 nucleotides long. It is a transcript of the gene macrod2, whose product is annotated as mono-ADP ribosylhydrolase 2. The transcript has 6 exons. Gene Ontology annotation, biological process: peptidyl-glutamate ADP-deribosylation; purine nucleoside metabolic process; DNA damage response. Gene Ontology annotation, cellular component: nucleoplasm. Lineage: Eukaryota; Metazoa; Chordata; Actinopteri; Osteoglossiformes; Osteoglossidae. The record is from RefSeq and is a predicted model, not a curated record. Gene Ontology annotation, molecular function: ADP-ribosylglutamate-[protein] hydrolase activity. The coding region runs from base 252 to 719 and encodes 155 amino acids.